Messenger RNA from Plasmodium cynomolgi strain B, 417 nucleotides. RefSeq lists its product as hypothetical. The annotation marks the transcript as partial. The record is from RefSeq and is a predicted model, not a curated record. NCBI's taxonomy places the organism in Eukaryota, Apicomplexa, Aconoidasida, Haemosporida, Plasmodiidae. The transcript is spliced from 3 exons.
AGUCGUUAUUCCAUCUAAACUGGUUUAGAAAAUCAUCUGACUUAGUACCCAUAAGCAUCCAUCUAUAUUCUAUGUUUGAUGAGAAGAAUAAUUUUCUCGGAUUUAUUUUGCUUUCCUCCGCGAUUUUUACCAUACUGGAGUGGAUGUACAUAGUAUACCUCGCCAGCAUGCUCCUAUGGGACGGAAUCAUCAAGCCGAUUAUCAAACUUCUAUACCUAGCAAUCUCAGUCUACUUAAUUUUACGAUUCACAGUUAUUUUCCUUCCAUACACAAAGUCUUACAUGUCCCAAGAAAACUACAAGCACAUAUCGAGUUGUGUCUUUAAUUUUUACAACAUAAUUAUGAAGAUAUCCAAGGAGGUGGGCACACUCAUGAACAGAGUGAUGCAGGAAAAUGGAACCAUAAACAAGGAGCUUU